CGGAGCGCCGCCUCGCCUGCGCCUCCGUCUUCUCUCCCUCUCCAAAACCCUAGGGAAGGAGCGCGGCGAGGAGGAGGAGCCACGGGGAACGCGAUCGCCUAUGCCGCCCAUGGAGGGUAGCAUGGGCUUCUGGGGAGGAGUUGUCAAACCUGGAGAGACAGUGAAGUGCGAUCCACCUGGAGAAUUCUAUUAUCAUAUUUCACAGAUAGCACUAGAGCCUGGUGAGCUGAAUGAGAACGUGCAAGUUUUUGUUCAAGUUGAUGGUAAAAGGACUCUGCUUGGUGCACUUUCGGCUGAACAUUGUCCUCAGUUUGCAAUUGAUCUGGUGUUUGAAAAGGAGUUUGAGUUACUACAUACAUCAAAGACGUACAGCAUAUUCUUUUCUGGCUACCAAGCUGCUCCUGCAAGAAGAUCUGACUCUCCUAUCGAAGAAGGUGAUGAAUCUGAUGAGGAGGUUCCGCUUGCUAUUCCACUGUAUCCCAGUUCAAAUGAUGAUAGGAUCAAAGAACACAGUCCAAGUAAGCUUACUGCACUCAAGGCUGCUGCUGCUGCAUCCCCUAUACCAGAGGCUCUUGUAGAGGAAAGGGAAAAACAUGGGAAAUCAAAAGCUGAUGAUGAUGACAGCGAAGAAGAAAAUGGUGAUGGUUCAGGAGAGGGUGAAUCUGGUGAUGAUGAGGAUAUUAUUGAUGGACUUAAUUCGAGUGAUGAUGAUGAUGGUGAGAGUUCUGAUGAAGAAGAGACUCCUUCAAAGAAUCUUGAAGGCAAAACGAGGCCAGUGGAAACACCCUUGAAGACGCCUCCACAGAAGAAGGCAAAGCUAGCAACACCAAUUAUCGACAGCAAAGCUGGAACUGGUACUAGCAAGAAAGGUGGUUAUGUCCAUGUUGCGACCCCUCAUCCAGCAAAACAGGCAAAAAAGACACAUGCUAACAUUGACAUGCCUACGCAUUCCUCAGGCUAUGUCCAUUUUGCGACCCCUUAUCCAGUAAAACAGGCAAAGAAGACACCUGCAAACCAUGACAUGUCUAAGCAUUCCUCUGGCUAUGCCUGCAAGUCAUGCAACAAGACUUUCAACUCCACCAUGGGUCUGGAAGCUCAUUCCAAGGCUAAACACACUGCGACUUAACUGUGUUGUGAAUCAGGAGAGCCAGAGGAGCUGCUUUCUGGCCUCCACUGAAACAGCAUCAGGAUUCAGGACGAUGGUCUCUUCGGCGCAAUUUUGGGACAGUUGCUCCUAUGCAACCGUGCUGUUGUGUGCCAAGAUUCUGAAACAUGUAGAUACGACGAUUUUUUUUUUGAGAAUCGAUACGACGGUUUUUUGAUGAAUGAAUGAAUGCCAACAUGUAGAUACGACGGUUUUCUUCAUGGAUGAACGAAUGAUGCGCGGCUCAUUGUUUUGGGAACCAUCACACCUAUUUGCA
Oryza brachyantha (malo sina) is the source of this 1421-nucleotide messenger RNA. RefSeq names its product histone deacetylase HDT2-like. The transcript is spliced from 10 exons. Lineage: Eukaryota; Viridiplantae; Streptophyta; Magnoliopsida; Poales; Poaceae. The record is from RefSeq and is a predicted model, not a curated record. Bases 101 to 1126 code for a protein of 341 amino acids.